Messenger RNA from Vitrella brassicaformis, 1194 nucleotides. NCBI's taxonomy places the organism in Eukaryota, Vitrellaceae. The record is from the annotation of a GenBank genome assembly.
CCCAACCCCUUUCCCCCUUUGCCUUCGGGAUGAAGCCUCGGCGCAGCCUCAUGUUGGUUUUCUCACUCAUCAUCGAUCUGACCACGUGCCUCUGAUGACCAGCGUCUCGGUAAGCAGAUCAGAGCGGUCUUGUCUGUCUGUGUCAAUCAAUCAAUCAUGUUUGGUCCAUUCAGGCUCGCCGUGUGGUGGAGGAUGUGCAGGAGCUGGCGCGUGAGAUCCCCGACGGGACAAGGUUUGGCGUGCCCGACGAGAACAGCCUCUCGGAGUUCACUGCCGUCAUACGGGGGUGCGUUGCGUCGAUGACGUGCAUACCAACGACACCCCAAUACACACACACACACGAUGGAUGGCUUGUGUGGACUGUGUUGUUGAUCUGCCAGGUUUGAGGGUUCGGUGUAUGAGACGGGCCAGUUUCACCUGAGCAUCACGCUGCCCAGGCCCGAGAACCGCCGGGACCUGGAGUACCCCGAUGUGCCGCCCAAAGUGGCCUUCACCACACCCGUGUACCACCCCAAUGGUGAGGGAGGGAGGGGGAUGCAUACGACCAUUGCUGUGUGUGCGUGUGUGUGUGUGUGGUGCAGUGUACAAGGACGGCAAGAUCUGCUGGGAGCUGCUGGAGGGGAAGGGGUGGAACUCGAGCAUCGGCUUCAAGGGCCUCCUGUUCCACCUGCAGGUGACGUGCCUGCACAUACACAGACAACACAAUAAACACAUUUCAUGCCCUGGACGGUGUCUGUCUGUUUGUCCACCUUCAUCAGACUUUCCUGGAGAACCCCAACGCCGAGUCGCCCGCCAACCAGGAGGCCGCCCGCCUCUGGCAGACAUACGAAAAAGUGACGGCACCACACACACCACCGCACACAACCAACCAACGAACGCAGCCUUCCCCAUAACAUGUGUGUGUGCAGGUGAAGCGGCUGAGGAUGGAGGACAGGCUGGGCGAAGCCACGCACGAGGAGCGUCGCGAGGCCCGGCAGUUCAAGCGGAAGGUGCUCGAGUGCUGCAGCGACUCCUGGAUCAGCAACCUCUCGCGCGACCCGCGCUUCAACAGGGCCGAGAGGAUCUUCGGGGAGAUGACCGACGACGGCAAUACUGGGGAGAGCGGUUGUGGCGAUGGUGCCCUCACUGGCAGUGGGGCGAGUCUGCCGGGGCCGCCGCCGCUCAAGAUACACAAGUUGUAGAGAAGGAGAGGAG